Molecule: messenger RNA, 2547 nt
Organism: Drosophila mojavensis
Lineage: Eukaryota; Metazoa; Arthropoda; Insecta; Diptera; Drosophilidae
Exons: 2
Coding region: 1-2547 (848 amino acids)
Molecular function (GO): zinc ion binding; nucleic acid binding
Source: RefSeq, a predicted model, not a curated record
AUGGCGAAUUUAGAUGCUAGUGCAGUUGCUCCCGAAGAUCGCGUGCGGUUUUAUAAGCUCAAGGUACAGUCGGUGUUUGAACGCGUAAAAAAGCUACAAUCCAAGGUCGAUUCAGAUGCUCUUGCCGAUCACAGUGACAGCACUCUAAAUGUUCUACUGGAGCAUAUCGACAAGCUAAGCCACUCCUUUAGCAAGGCCCAUGAAAGUCUAGAGGAGCUCGAAUUUACUGAGAUGUCCAGCAAUUUGCGCACUGACUUUGAUGAUUUAAUAAUGGUCAUGCAGUCAACAAUAAUGUCCGAAGUGCAAAGUCGUACUGCUCAAGUGCAUCAUAGUUCCACGUUUAGUCGUCCAAGUGACCCUCCUCGCGCAUCCGCUCCCAGAUUGCAGGCUGCACCUGCGUUGCCGCCAUUAAAGUUACCUACGUUCAGCGGUGGAUAUGCUAAUUGGGCUGAUUUCUACUCAAUGUUUUCUACAAUCAUUGAAAGUCGGCCAGAAAUCAGCAAUAUGGAAAGACUUCAGCACCUCCGGUCCUGCCUCGAUGGCGCAGCGUUGGAUACGGUUCGCUCUUUGGAAAUUUCUAAUGAUAAUUAUACAAUUGCCAUAAAUUUAUUGAAGCAGAGAUAUGAAAACCGAAAGCUGCGUGAACUAUCUGACAGCUUCAAUGUCCAUAUGCGUGCGCUCAGUAGUCUGGGCACAACAGAGCAGAUAGCCAGUGCCAUGAUUGCUCAGAUAUUGCUACAGAAGCUUGAUGAGGCCUCACAAGCUAAAUGGGAAGAGAAAUUGGACAACUCAGAGACGGCUCUUCAGAUACCCAGAUAUGAAGAAGUCUCCUCAUUUCUUGAGCUUCGUUGCCGUACUUUGGAAUCGAUGAAAUUUGCUCUUACAAACUAUUCGUCAAGUAAGCCGAUGAAUUCUUGCAGUAAGGUUGCUACCAGUAGAUCAGCAUUUCUCGUAACCGGCCACAGUACUCACAGUUGCAAUUUUUGUAAUGAUCUUGAGCACACAAUCUACAAAUGCCCAAGAUUCGCAAACUUGUCUCCUAGUCUUCGCCUGAAUGAGGUCCGAAAGGCUGGCUUAUGUUUGAAUUGUCUCAAGGGAGGUCAUCAGUCGCGACAAUGUGGCUCGCGCAGUUGUCGGGUCUGUGGAGUCAAGCAUCAUACGCUUCUUCAUCUCGGCCACUCCAGCACAUCGCAGGCAGCAAUUCCGCCCCAUCAACAAUCUUCAACAUCAAGAGUACAGACCAUCCCUCAGCCCUCAGCACCAGCCACUACUCUCUUAUCCAAGGAUCGGCACAGCGAUGUUGUGCUCCUGGCUACCGCAGUGGUUCUGGCAAGGAAUCGGUUUGGCGAGCUUGUUCCUUGUCGUGCACUUUUAGAUUCAGGCUCUCAACUACAUCUCAUUACAGCCAGAUUUGCGAAUCUCCUGCAACUUAAGAGAACAAAAUCGGUGGCAUCUGUAUGCGGCGUAGGCGACUCCAAUGUUGCCAUGGAUGGCAGCAGCAUUUGCCUCACUCUUCAAGCUCAUGCAUCUGAAUAUACAACUAGCAUAACGGCUAUGGUAGCUACAAAUAUAACUGGCAGGCAGCCCAGUUCUAAUGUGAAUACGAGCAACGUAGUAGAUCUGCUUAUCGGAGCUAGCCUGUUUUAUGAUUUGCUCUGUGUGGGACAAAUCAAGUUGAUGCCUGGACUUCCAUUGUUACAGAAGACUCGUCUUGGUUGGGUUGUAUCAGGUGGCGAGGCUCGCAACCACAACUCCGUGCUAAUAGCUUCAAAGACGCCUUUGGAUCCGAUUACAGACUCCUGUGCUGAUAUCAAGUUGGACAGUCUCGUUCGUCGCUUUUGGGAAGUUGAGCGCUGCAGCGAUUCCAUUCUUCAGGAGUUGAAGCGUCUAUUUCUGUCAGACACCCACCAGAAGGCUGUGAAGGAUUUCUGUUUGGCAGACUCAAUCGAAUGGCAUUUCAUCCCUCCACGAUCACCUCACUUUGGUGGCUUGUGGGAGGCUGCAGUGAAGACAGCGAAGCAUCAUUUUUACCGAUGUGUUGGGUCCUCCGUCCUAACUUACGAUGAGCUUCGCACACUGGUUUGCAACAUCGCUGCUGUCGUUAAUUCACGCCCUUUAGUUUCGAUUUCAGAGCACCCAUCAGACAUAGACGUGUUGACUCCUGCGCACUUCCUCAACGGUGGCCCUCCUUCGUCCUUCAGUGAGCCAAACCUGACAGGGCUCAAUUUUAAUCGUUUGGAUGCUUGGCAGCGCGUAAGCUAUCUCCAGCAGGUGUUCUGGACUCGUUGGCGGGACGAAUAUCUCAACUUGUUACAACAGCGAGCGAAAUGGAGAACCUCCAAACCUGGCUUGGCUGUUGGCAACAUAGUUCUUGUGAAGGAUGAGAAUCUACCUUCACUUAAGUGGCCACUAGCCAGAAUAAUCGAACUUAUCCCUGGAAGUGAUGGCGUUGCACGGGUAGCCCUACUAAAAACUGAAGUUGGCGAGAUAAGAAGAGCUACAAAUAAGCUGUGCUUGCUGCCCCUUAAGGAUUCUGUUGAAGACUAA